Messenger RNA from Corchorus capsularis, 2664 nucleotides. NCBI's taxonomy places the organism in Eukaryota, Viridiplantae, Streptophyta, Magnoliopsida, Malvales, Malvaceae. The record is from the annotation of a GenBank genome assembly.
AUGAAGAAAAUUGCUGAUAUUCAAGACAACGAUGGGUCUGUUGAAAGCUAUAAAACUGUGGAGAAUUUAGUUACUGAACUGAAAGAGAUGUGGACAAGGGAAGAACAAUACUGGUUUCAGAGAUCGAGAAUUAAGUGGCUCCGAGAGGGUGAUGCUAACACAAAUUUCUUCCACCAAACCACUGUCGAGAGAAAACAAUUCAAUAAAAUCCUUAGCCUCAAAGCUGAAGAUGGGAGCUGGAUUGAAAAAGAAAAGGACAUUGUGAGUAGUUUUGAACAGUUUUAUUCUGAGCUUUUUACUUCUAAUGGUUCUAAGAACUGGGAUCAAGUCCUUUUGCAUGUACCUAAGAAGGUUACUGAUCAGAUGAAUGAGGAUAUGGUGAAGGAAGUUUCUGAUGAGGAAAUUAAGGAAGCUGCCUUUGAGUUAGGAGCGACAAAAGCCCCAGGGCCUGAUGGGCAUAUGCUUCAUGAGGUAAACAAUACUAAUAUUGUUCUCAUCCCCAAAACUAAAAACCCAGAAUCAGUUACCCAAUUUCGCCCUAUUAGCCUUUGCAACUUUGUCUAUAAAAUUAUAUCCAAAGUCCUUACCAACAGACUUAAACCUAUUAUGGAUUUGGUAAUUACUCAAGAACAGGGUGCUUUUGUUGGGGAAAGGCAAAUCCAAGAUAAUAUCCUUAUAGCCUCUGAAACUUUUCAUUUCUUGAAGCUCAAGAAAAAAGGUAGGAAUUAUGAUAUGGGGCUGAAGUUAGACAUGAAUAAGGCCUAUGAUCGAGUAGAGUGGGGCUUUUUGGCAGCAACUUUGGAGAAACUGGGAUUCUGCAGCAAAUGGAUCAAAUGGAUAAUGGAAUGUCUUUCUACUAUCUCUUAUACACUUGUAAUUAAUGGUAAGCCUUCUGGUAGAGUCUUUCCUAGUCGUGGUCUUAGGCAAGGGGACCCUAUUUCCCCUUAUCUGUUUCUCUUUGUUGUUGAUGUUCUUUCUAGAAUGGUCCACUCAGCUGUGUCUGUUGGUGUCCUUAAUGGUAUUAAACUAAGCAGGAACUGUCCUCCACUAACCCAUCUGCUCUUUGCAGAUGACUCUUUGUUCUUCCUUGCAGCUACUAAAGAGAAUUGUGCUGGAAUGGACUGGAUUCUUAAGGCUUAUUGUGAUGCCUCUGGUCAGAUGGUAAACCUGCAGAAAUCCAGCAUUGUGUUUAGUAGCAAUACCCCUGCUGAGGUGAGAAGCCAAAUAGAAGAUGCUCUGCAAAUCCCUGGUGCUGACAACCCAGGCCGCAAGAUCUUGGAAGAGCAUAUGAGGUGGCAAGUUAUCAAUGGCCAGAGUGUUAACCUAUGGAAGGACAGAUGGAUCCCAGAGUGUGGUGCUAUUCAACAACAUCAUGAAAUUUGGAGGGAUAAUCUACCAGUUAAAGUGGCUGAAAUCAUGGAUAAAGAGGAAGGGGUAUGGAAACUGGAGGAGAUUAAAAGUGAGCUACAUCCAAAUAUUAUCAGGAGUAUUGAAAAGCUACCUAUUUGUUAUAGUAAUGAAGCUGAUCGAAUGGUCUGGCCACAUAAUAAAGAUGGUUCAUAUACUGUAAGAUCAGGCUACUUUGCCAUAAAAGAGUCAUGUCCCCUGACCUCAGCUAGUACCUCUUCUUCUCAUCAGGCCAGAUGUGCUGCUUGUUUUGAGAAAAAAGGUCUGAUUGUGGAGACAGUUAUUUUCUUGGCUGAAAGGGCAGCAUUAGAGCUAAUGAAUGCAAAAGAAUACAGGGAUGCACUAGUAAAAUGCAGAAAGAAAGUUGUGUCUGCAACACAUUGGGAACCACCUGAAGAUGGUAGGCUGAAGCUAAAUUGUGAUGGUGCUUAUGAAGAAUCUACGGGUAUGGCAGCUAUAGGAGUUGUUCUAAGGGAUGAACAUGGGAUCAUAAGAGGUGGUGUAGCUAAGCAGAUGUCUGUGUCAUCCAGCAUUGAGGCAGAAGCUCUGGCAGUAAAAGAGCCUGGAGAAGAACCUUGCCCUAUUGAUCCAUGGAUUGUGGUACCUGAUAGAAUCAAGAUGUAUCUACUGGGGAGCUCCCCAGAAAAAUGUUACUCCCUGUGGACCGGGGACUUUGGUUCAAACAAUUGUACCUCCAUAAAGGAGCAGUUGCAGUUAGAGCCUUAUAUCAGGAUGGUUGGAAUGGAAGAGACAAAUGAAGCCAAUUCUCGAGGCCUGCCACUUCCACACAAGAAGAGGUGGUUGAAGAAUUUAAGAAAUUUGCCUCAAAUCAAGAUACAUAUCAAGCCAUAUGCUCCAAGAUUGCUCCCUCUAUAUUUGGUCAUGCAUGAUGAUGUCAAGAAGGCUGUUGCUUGUCUUCUCUUUGGAGGAGCCAGGAAGCUGUUUGGAAAGGGCUCUUCAGCUGCUGGUCUUACAGCAUCAAUUAUUCGAGAUAGCAGCUCACGAGAAUUUCAUAUGGUUUUGGCAGAUGGAGGUGUAGUAUGUAUUGGUGAAUUUGAUAAGAUGAGACCUGAGGAUAGGGUUGCUAUUCAUGAAGCUAUGGAGCAACAGACAAUAUAUAUUGCCAAAGCAGGAAUAACAACUGUUCCCAAUUCCAGAACUUGGGUGCUUGCCGCUGCUAACCCUCCUUCAGGGCAUUAUGAUGAUCUAAAGACAGCACAGGACAAUAUCGAUUUGCAGACCACGAUUCUUUCAUGA